CAUAAACGUCAAAAGUCAAAUCAACUGUCAAAUUCAAUUCAACACAAAUGAAUGAAGCUUUUACAGAUUUUUGAAAAUAUUUUGUUAAUAAAUGUUUCAAAACUGGAUUUUACCAAAAGAUAAAAUGCAGGGCACUAUCAAGGAACUGCUGGACGCUUUAGGAUGUAGUUUGGAGGCGGACACUGUUUUAGAUUACAUCCAGAAUGAUCCCAACUACGGCAACAGUAAUUUAUCGUCCAAGCAAGUGAACGAAUACGCACAGAGAUUGGCGCUUAAAGCUUCAAACGCCAAGUCAUUUUUGAAAAAAUAUGAAGAGCUAAGGAACAGAAAUACGGACAACUUGGCUGAUAUUAUAGCACUAUUCUACAAACUAGUGUGUGAAGAAAAGAAAUCAAAAAUAUCCAAACCAAAAGUGGCUCCGAAACCUGUACUAGGUGAUAAUAAACAUCAGAUUACAAAAGAUGAUCUUCCUCAGAUUAAAGACAAACUUUUAAAAGCUGUGGAUGAAAGUAAGAAACUAGUCAUGAAGUCUUUUGAAGAUAAAGAAACCAAGCUUAGGCCAAACUGGUACAGCAGUCUGGACUUGCCCAGCUGGCAAAAAGAUCACCCGGCCAUGUCUUGGGACUUUCCAAAAGAACCUACUCCAAUCAUAUCUUCCCUCUCUGGUGUGCCAAUAGCAUCUCAAGAAAACAUAAUCAUUGAUGAUUUACUAUACAUCUUCUCUGGUGUUCCGGGGAACUACAUAGUCCACCAACCAGUUAAAGAUACCUAUGAUCCUCGAACAUUCCUAAUAUCUGAUGAUGUGGAUGAUGCACUAAAACAAAUUGUUCAACAAAUGCUUCCAUUAGCUUCCAAUUACUCCAUAGUGAGAAGGUUUAUUGAGCACUGUGAUAUGUGGUCAGGCCAGGUUCUGCAUGCAUUAGUUGCAGCUAUUGACAUUCUUUUGAAGGAUUAUUAUACUAUGAUAGCUCAGCUGGAGACUGAACAUUUAUCUGGAAACCUCACAUUACAAAAGCUCUGGUACUUUGUCUUGCCUACAAUGCAUACCAUGCAAGUCCUUGCCGCUAUUGUUACAAAUAUUGGAAAGAGUGAGUUGCGAGGUGGUGCAGUUCUCACUGUUCUACACGAUAAAACUAAUACAUUGAUGGGCGACGCAAGAGCCCAAGAAAUUUCUUUGUUCCUAACCGAGCGAGCUUGCCGACCCUACCUUUGUAUUUUAGACCAGUGGAUACAUAAAGGCACUAUUGUUGAUCCUUUCCAGGAGUUUAUGAUAGAAGAUAAUGAGCUUAUCAACAAAGAAGAGCUUCCAGUAGACUACUCAGCGGAUUACUGGGAGAAACGUUACAGUAUUCAGAGAGACAGAGUGCCAAAGUUCCUAGAUAAGUUCACUGACAUCAUUCUAAGAACUGGGAAAUAUUUGAAUGUCAUUAGCCAGUGUGGUAAACCAAUCACAAAAACCAACACUGAAGAAAUAAAGUAUUCUCUAAGAGAACAGAACUAUGGUGCCAUAAUACAGAAAGCGUAUGCAUACGCCAGCAAGUCGUUAUUGGAGCUCCUUUUGAAGGAGUAUGAUCUCAUGGGAAGAUUGAAGUCGGUGAAGAAUUACUUUUUGAUGAGUCAAGGAGACUUUAUUGUACAGUUCAUGGAUGCUACUGAACAAGAAUUGUCUAAGAAAAUCGAUGAUAUCAUACCUUCGAAACUGGAAUCCCUUUUGGGAUUGUGUUUAAGACUGUCAGCAGCAAGUCACGACCCGUACAAUGAGGAUAUGAAGAUAGAGUUGCUUCCCUACGACUUGCAAUUCCAAAUGUUUAAGAUACUGUCUAUUGAGACUGAGGAUGAGAAAGAUUACAAACAGAACAAAGACUGCCUACCACUGACUGGUAUAGAGACAUUCUCCUUUGGCAUGGAAGUGAAGUGGCCAGUCUCUUUGGUACUUAACCAUAAAGCUAUAGCCUGCUACCAAAUGAUAUUCAGACACCUGUUCUACUGCAAACACGUGGAGAGAUUGCUGUGCAGGGUGUGGCUGUACAAUAAGGUAGUGAAGCGUUUCUCUGCGGCCCGGCUGUACGCGGACGCGUUCGCGUUGCGCCAGCGCAUGCUGAGCUGCAUCCAGCAUCUGCAGUACUACAUGUGUGUCGAGGUCAUCGAGCCCUCCUGGUGCCAGCUCAUACAGAGCCUCGAUAAGGUUCACAAUGUCGAUGAAGUGCUGGAACGUCACAAUGACUUUUUGGAGUCAUGUCUUGGAGACUGUAUGCUGACCAGUCCGCAACUUUUGAAAGCAGUCACGACUUUGUGCCUCGUCUGUGUACAAUUUUGUACAUUCAUACAGGUACGCAAACACAUUUUAUUCAAAAAAUCCUCAUAACACCUAUAACAUUCUUUAGAAUUUACAGGUAGAUUAUUUUAAUCCUAUAGUACCUAAGCAAGCAUAUUAGCGAGAUAUUUUU
Spodoptera exigua (beet armyworm) is the source of this 2447-nucleotide messenger RNA. The record is from the annotation of a GenBank genome assembly. NCBI's taxonomy places the organism in Eukaryota, Metazoa, Arthropoda, Insecta, Lepidoptera, Noctuidae.